AACCACACGACAAAAAGUCCCUAUAUUUUUUAAAUCAAUGUCACUAUUUAAUCUUUCUUAUUUACUCAAUUUAUCACUUAAUAAUUAUACUUUUAGCAAAUGUCGUCCAUUGAACCAAUUGUUCUAGUCCAUGGGGGCGCAGGAACUAUCAGCAGCGACGAGAAAGCCACGCAGUUGGUCGAAGGGGUGAAAAAAGCGGCUCGUGCCGGCUACGAAGUCCUAAAAUCCGGAGGCAGUGUCUUAGAUGCUGUUCAAAAAGCCGUCGAACUAAUGGAAAACAACGCAAUAUUCAACGCUGGUCUCGGCUCAGUCCUUAACGUCGAAGGCGAGGUGGAAAUGGACGCUAGUAUCAUGCUGGGGGCUGAUUUAAGCGCAGGAGCGGUGACUGUAGUCAAAGACAUCAAAAACCCUAUUGCUUUAGCAAGACUCGUCAUGGAGAAAAGCGAUCACGUGCUACUAGCCAGCGAGGGGGCUAAAAAAUUUGCUAUAAACCACGGGAUAGUUCCCCUAGCUUCUGGUUCUCUGGUCACGGAUGCCACAAGAGAAGCCCUUGCUAAAUGGAAGGCUAAACAAACUAAGGCUUCAGCUGAAUUGGGCACCGUGGGGGCUGUGGCUAUUGAUGCCCAUGGGCGACUCGCAGCUGCCACUUCCACCGGAGGGAGAGAAGGGAAGUUAGCAGGGAGGUCAAGUGAUACUUGUAUGAUUGGGAGCGGGACUUAUGCAGAUGAUGGGAUUGGGGCUGUAUCAACAACGGGACAUGGGGAGACCAUUGCCAAGUUCUGUUUGGCGCAUUCUAUUGUAAAAUCUAUGGAAAAUGGGCAAAAAGCUGAUGAGGCUACCAAGGGUUGCAUUGACAAAAUGACCAAAAAAUUGAAUAACACUGCGGGGGCUAUAACACUGUCCUGUCGAGGUGAAGUGGGGGUUGGGUUCAGCACUAAUAGAAUGUCAUGGGCGUAUCAGAAAGGAGAUGAACUGCAUUUUGGGGUAGACCAAAACCAACACGAGUUUGAAAAAAUAUAAAAUUUAAUUAAAUGGAAUGUGCCGCCACCUAAUUCAAGUCAAACUUAAUUGAAAAAUAACAUAAAUUUGCCCAAACCCUCUCUCAACUCUUCAGAUGUGUUGUUUUUAAUAAUCAAAUCCCAAUCAUUGAAAUCGUCUAAAUCGCACUCAGACGUAACAUUAUCAACUCCUGAAAAAAAUACUUAAGCGUCA
This is a messenger RNA of Tribolium madens (black flour beetle), 1212 nucleotides long. Its product is annotated as isoaspartyl peptidase/L-asparaginase-like. Gene Ontology annotation, molecular function: asparaginase activity. Lineage: Eukaryota; Metazoa; Arthropoda; Insecta; Coleoptera; Tenebrionidae. The coding region runs from base 100 to 1020 and encodes 306 amino acids. The transcript has a single exon. The record is from RefSeq and is a predicted model, not a curated record.